UUUCUGUCAACUACGAACUACGGAUGGAAAAGGUUGUCUAGCACCUGUAAUAACGUCAAAGCUCACCUGUAUGCAAAAUCGCGGCAUGACGAAUGUUCGUGGAAAUCAAUUUGUUCUCGUCGAGUGCGGUAAAGAACGCAGUGGAGAAAAAUAUUAAUAAGCAACAAAUUGUUACUCAUUGUUUUUAAAUCUUGGUUUUUGUUGAUUACAAGAAAAACAUUAGUACAAAAAGUGUGUCGGCAGUGAGAAAAAUAAAUUAAUAAACAAUUAUAUUGAAUUACUGACGGAUAAAUCGUGUAUUUGAAAGUGACAGUGAGAGGAUACGCAUGAGAGUUCAUCGAGGAAAGGAUGCAGUGACAGGCGAGAAGUGUAUAAAAAUUACAAAAUUAACAAUAAUCAAAUAUGAUUCGGGAAGUUGCGUUUGCGAUGGAACUAUAUUGUAAAAAAAGACGAUAAGGGUGAACAAUCGCGAUCUCAGCACGUGGUGCCAGGGGCAAAAGUGUCACGUGGGUAGUGGUACAUUGUGUUAGGAAUUCAAAUCGAGAGAGAUUCUACUCGCGGAUUGCCCUCUGUAAGAGUUUGCAAGUGUCAAGAGAAAUUCCGAAUAAAACUCGCGAAAUGCUUAUCGAAUUACGAAAUAAACGCGAAAAGUUUUGCUCGCUGAUUUUCAAUGAAAUAUGGUGUCCUUUCAUUGCGUAAUUAAAAUAAAAGGGAGAGAGAGAGAGAGAAGGUACACGAGGAAAUGCGGCGAACGAUUGCGAACGUUCGAUAAAAUCCGUAUGGAAGUUUCUCAUUUUGAUAUAAUUAAUAAGCUGCUGUCGGAAAACGAUUUGGUUAAUCAACAAUGAAGAGUCGUCAAUGAGGAGAAACGCCUUGUUUGUCUUCGUUUCAAGCGCGCUUGUCUGACUUCGAGAAGAGAAACUUAAUGCUAGAUUUCUCCAAACAUAUCGACAGUAGCAUCGCGUUGCGUAAUUAUUUUGCGUUAAUUAGCGAAGACAAGAGGAAGGCGCGCGGAGAACGCGACGUUAAUAUGCAUAUCUCAAGCAUUUAUACUGCUUAAUUAAACGAAAGUGUUAUGAAAGAUUGAUUCGCUUGACGGUAAAAUAUACGCACACCUGCAGCGUCGCAUAAAAAAAAAAAAUAAAAAAAAAAAUGAAACAGAAAGAAAUAUCAAGUUUUCGUGUACAAACUUUAUGAACGCGUCAGAGAGACCGCAGAAAGUUGCUGAAGACGAAAAACAUUACGGGACAACGUUUACGGCGGAAGCAGCGCUUUCGCCAUCCAACAACUGACGAUAAAAGGAGGAUCGUUAAGCUCGAAAAGACUUUCACGGAAUGACCGCGAAGUAAGCCGCAACUAAUAGCGGAACUACUUUCCCGCGGAUACACGGAAGCUAAGUGCGGCUAUUGCUUCGUGGCUUCUACGAAAAACACGUGGCAACGACGAAAAACAUUUCGUUCGCAUGGAACUUCUUUAAUAGAUCAAAUAAACUGCGCGCACGAGAGAAGACCAAAGAACGAAGAAGACCAACACGAUAAUUCAAUUUUGAUUAAAUUUACAAGUGCACAGACAAUUGUUUUCUAUAGUAUAUAUACUGGGGACCGAGAUCGGUAUUCGCGAUUAUCUCAAAUUGCGAAAAGUUUGCUCGUAACGCAAACAUAAAUCACGAAAAGAGCAAAAAAGCAAAAAAUUCCGAAUUCUCGCGUUCCGCUGAAUCCAAACGCGCAAGAGCUAGAUUUUUUUUCAUGCUAAACGGCGAUCGGUAUUUCUAGGAGCACGUGAUUUCAAAAAGAAUCCCUUCACGAGAAUCACGAGAAACAUUAGAGGAAAAAACGCUCGCGCGAAAAUAGAUCGGCGAACGUGAAGAAAUUGCGGCGAAUCGAUCGAAUCAACAUUACGAAUGCUCGGCUGUUUCUGAUUCACAUCGUGGAAUCGGUGCUGAUUUUUCAAAAAAAAAAAAAAAAAAAAAAGAUGUGAUUUUGCCACGUGAACGAAACGAAGAUUAAGAAUACGUUAAAGUGUUGCAGCGGUGGUGGAACGAUUAUACGGAAAAAUUCUCGACGCGCGGUGCAAAUUUUAAAGUACAACUCUCUUUUACUAGCCGACGCAAACGGUUGCGAUUAUCUUUUCGCACAAAUGUCAAGUGAACGAUGAAGUACUCGAGAAUGCAGAGAGGGAAGAAGUGGAGCGUCACUUCGCUUGGCGACGAAUCAUGCUCCAGGUGCGGCGUGUGUCUGACUAAAAUGCUGCUCGUACUACUGUCGGUGCUACUCUGUUCUUCCCUGACAGGUGCCAGAUUGCAGAUACAAAAACUGGAUGUGCCCAGCAUUGUGGAUCCGAGAUGGGAGAGCGUAUCGCUAAGAUGCGAAUAUGAUCUCGGCGGCAAAGAUCUAUAUUCGGUUACGUGGUAUAAAGACGAUCAAGAGUUCUUCAACUACAAACCAUCGGAACCAAAGCGAGAUCGCGGUAUAGACGGCGUGUACGUCGAUCUCAACCUAAGUAACAGCAAGCAAGUGACACUAUUGGGUCCGAAUUAUCAUAGAGGCAAAACUGAUCUAGCAGGGUCUUACGGCUGCGAGGUGUCGUCCGAAGGCCCAAGUUUCGAAACAGAUUACAAACAGGCAAACAUGAGUGUGGCAGUACUACCCGAGCAUCAACCUGUGCUCAAUGGGAUGCGACCUUCUUAUGAGGUCGGCGAGAUUCUUGAAGCGGAGUGCACGUCGGCGUUGAGUUACCCCCCAGCAGUUUUAACGUUCAUCUUGAACAGUAAAGAGGUGAACAGAGACGUAACCAGAAUCUUGCAAAGUGGUUACAUAGAAGAAAACGUGAUUUCUUUGACGCGGCUGGGCCUGACGAUACGUCUAGAACGACACCAUUUCCCGGGCGGCACCCUGACUUUGACGUGCCAAGCCACGUUACCGGGAAUCACCGGCUACAAGCCACUCAACAUCACCGUGAACGCCACUCUUGCUGCCAACAACCAACGUCUCGUUGAACCUCCUAGAAAAUCGGGUUCAAGGUCGAAUUUCGACUCGUGCCUGGUUUUGAUCGUCUGGAUAAUGGCGACGAUUCACUCCGCGAUUCGCCGUGACAAUCUAGAACUUUGUGUUUAACGUUGACGUAUAUCGCAAUAUACUGAUUUCGACGUUUGCAAUAUUAAAAUCCACGACACGCCAAUAUCUUUUGAGUUUGUGCUAAUUAGUACAUACAUACAUACGUCUCUCACAAUUGUUCUCGCGAUCGGGAAAAUGUCGCAUAUUGUCAUCGGCUUUCUUCUCUCUCUCACUCGCUCUCUCUCUCUCUCUCUCUCUCUCUCUUUCUUUUUCUCUCUCACUCUCUCUACGUGUUAACUAACGCGACGUUUCCAUGAUGCGACGAAUGCAUGUAGUACGUAGGUCUCUUGGGCGCGACGCCUACCGAGUGUGAUGCACAAUUUUGGUGUGUCUUGAAUCUUCGCGUAUCCUGUUCACACUUGCAUGUAUACACAGUAUUAGAACGCCCCGUAUAUGUAUAUCUUAUAUAGCGGAUAACUCAGAGACGAUAGCAAUACAACAAUAUUAUGUGUAAAGUAGGUCGAAACACGGACGCAGCGGCGUUGUACAUAGUGUAUAAUUGUGGAUUAGCAUUACAAAUUAUCGUGUAUAAUUAAUUGGACGUACUAGGAGACUGCGAAGGAUGACGGAGAACACGAUGAAAGUAACAUGAGACGUAUCGGAAUUUGCAAGAACGCACGCGCGCGAGAAACUGGCAGCAAUUUUAUAAAGCGGAAAACACGAUCGAAGUGUCGCGUCAAGAAAUAUCUAUCGUUCAUCUUUCUUUUCAGACCAGAGAAACUAUAGUUUAAUAAAAAUAAUACAUACAUAUAUAUAUAUAUAUAUAUACACACAUACACACACACAAAAUCUUGAAAUAAACAACUUGACGUAAAUAGCGUUAAUAUGUGAUUAAUUCGAUUACAUUUUUCACAUCCGAUCUUCCUCAGAAGGCGUGCGACGAAUCUUUUAUGUAAGAGAACGUUUUUGUGUUCUAUUGUAAUUUUACAUAAUUCAAGUCUUGUCAUCAUUAUCAUCGAAGUGUGAUUGCAGCAAAUAAAAUCAAAUGAUUUAAUCAAUUUGCAACAGUGUAUUCUUCACGAAUCAUAGACAAUCCUCUUUAUAGCGUGGCAAUUUUAACAGAGGAUCGUACCUAACUUAAUCGCGCGUAGAUGUAAUUUCAUAAAUUAAUUUUUAUAAUAUAAUUAAUAUGAAGUUUAGAGUACAACCAGUAUAAUUAACGCUUUGCUACUACAUAAAGAAAAAAUAACUCAAAAAAAUAAAGAAAAAAUAACUCAAUAAACGCAGCAUGAGCGAUAUAAUUAUCAGAAAAAUUAUCUCAUAUUUUGAUGGUUUCUUUCGCUGGCGUUUAUAUAACGAAGAAAACUCCUCGCGUGUAUAUAACUCUCUCUCUUUCUCUCUCUCUUUCUCUCUCUCUCUCUCUCUCUCUCUCUCUCUCUCUCUCUCUUUUCCUCUAUCGCACACUCGAAAUAUAUUAUUAAUCGACGUGUCGUCACGUUCAUCCAUACUGAAUGCUGCCUGAGAAAUCGGACUUUUAAUUAUCGGCUAAGUGUUAAUUAUAUUAACAGCCAAUCAAAAUGGGGAUAUAUAACUGAUAGGUACGAAGAGCAUUUCUUGUCUCUUUUCUACGCCACGUGUUAAUUUCCUGACAAUUUCUCGUUUCGCACUGAACGCUACUUCAAUGUUAUAAUACAAGAAAAUUACCAGUGAAACGAGAAUCAAGCACUUCAACGACUGUUUUUGAGUAAUUUUAAUUUUUCUUGUGUGUCGCACUUUUUUGCGCUCUCGAAAAAAAGAGAUAGAUAAAGAAUGCAGGUUUCUUCAUUGCGGAAUAAAGUUUCCAUCAGCCUCAAACUACCUAAUGACCAUAGGCGCACAUAAAAGAGCUUGCUUAUUAGUUAACUGAAACUGGAAUAAUAAACUUUGCAGGCACCUAUUGUGAUGCGUUUUUAUCGCAUUCUGAGAAAAAAUAUGGAAAACGUGUGAUCAUGUAGGAUAAUAUAUGGGUCGCGGGUAAGGUUUUAUAUGAUCACAUAUAAGAUUUUAUAUAAGUCGGAUGUGAUCGUGUAUCAAAUCCGAAAUUUGGGGGCGCGAUCUGAUCACUUAUAUAUAUAUAUAUAUAAUCUUAUAUAAUCAUACGUUUCUAUCUUUUCUCGGGAUUCGUUUGAUAUUAAACACGUGUCCAACACAUUGUUUACGACUUUAUUUACAAUUAGAUUUACGUAGUAUGUCGAAAUGAGAAAAUUGAAAAUAAAUAGCGGCCUUUGAAUUAGCGAAAUCA
Pseudomyrmex gracilis is the source of this 5334-nucleotide messenger RNA. RefSeq lists its product as uncharacterized. NCBI's taxonomy places the organism in Eukaryota, Metazoa, Arthropoda, Insecta, Hymenoptera, Formicidae. The coding region runs from base 2151 to 3113 and encodes 320 amino acids. The transcript has 4 exons. The record is from RefSeq and is a predicted model, not a curated record.